This is a messenger RNA of Helicoverpa zea (corn earworm), 837 nucleotides long. Its product is annotated as ubiquinol-cytochrome c reductase iron-sulfur subunit-like. NCBI's taxonomy places the organism in Eukaryota, Metazoa, Arthropoda, Insecta, Lepidoptera, Noctuidae. The record is from RefSeq and is a predicted model, not a curated record. Gene Ontology annotation, biological process: mitochondrial electron transport, ubiquinol to cytochrome c. Gene Ontology annotation, molecular function: quinol-cytochrome-c reductase activity; 2 iron, 2 sulfur cluster binding. Bases 1 to 837 code for a protein of 278 amino acids. The transcript has a single exon. Gene Ontology annotation, cellular component: membrane.
AUGAAUUUUUUGAAUAGUUGUUGCGCUCGCUUAGGUGGUGUUAAUUUUUGGACAACUCCAUGUUGCCGUGGCGGUAUCAAGUCGUUGCAACUAGUGAACAGCGACAAUCAUGGCCUCAAGAACAAUACGUGCAAUGCAAGAAACGCUGAAAGGUUGCCACCGAGGGCGUGCACAGGGAACCGACGUAUAUUCUUUGGACCAACAAUAGGCACACAAGUACGAUUUUGUAAAGAAUACCCGCGUCUACACCGGGACAUUGACUUUCCCAAUUUUGAUGAUUAUAGGAAAUCUGAAUACAAAGAUGUGCGAAAAACUAGUUGGGGCUCAGGUGAUGAUAAACCAGGAUACGUGUACGUUAUUGGACUUUUUGGCCUACUCGCUUCGGCGUACGGCACUAAGGCUCAUCUGGUCCAAUACGUUCUCUUCAUGGAUGCUCCUGCAGACGUCCUUGCUCUCGCUACCAUUGAAGUAGAUAUAUCGAAAGUCUUGCCAGGUACUUGCAUGUCCAUAAAAUGGCGGGGAAAACCACUGUUCAUCAAAAAUAGGACUACUUCUGAAAUAGACCGUGAGAAUAAGACACCACUAUCUUCGCUACGUGAUCCGCAGACGGAAGCAGAGCGCACGCAACAAAAGGAGUGGCUUGUGGUCAUCGGCAUCUGCACCCACCUAGGAUGUGUGCCCAUUCCGAACACUGGCGACUGGCCUGGUGGAUUCUACUGCCCUUGCCAUGGCAGUCACUUUGAUAACUUGGGUAGGGCCAGGAAAGGGCCAGCCCCCACAAAUUUAGAAAUACCACCGUAUAAAUUUAUCUCCAGUACGCUUCUUCUUGUAGGCUGA